AGGGUUGUGUCAUCAUUCGCCUCCUUCUCCUCAUUUACAUAGCGACGCGUGGUUGGCGGUUGGCUUGCCCGUUUCUCUGCGUGGAUUGGCCCAUGGAAGAAGCCGGACUUCCUCCCCGCCCGCCCGGGUAGUAGGUCAAGUCCUUUCCUAAGAGGGCUGCCGGAAGACGCUUGCGCGAGGGUCACGUGGCUGAGUCGCGGCGCCCGCCGGCGCCGCUGUUUCCCUUCCCAAGAUGGCUGCCGCCAGGUGCUUGCAGAGGGCUUGGGGGGUUGCCGCGCCCGACUCCUUUCUGACGUUUAGGGGCCUGGCCACUGUCAUUCCCAAGGUGACUCAAGUGGAUAAUUCUUCACAUUUUCUGGAAAAUGUUCCACACCGCCAGCACCCUGGGAUCCUUCACCUCAAAAGCGUCAAGCUUCCGCCUGAGUUGGUAGAGGCAGCUUCCUUUCUGGUGGCCCAAUCCUCUGUGCGCAACCUGGACCAACAGGCCAAGGCCCUCACCAACUAUCUGUGGAGCCGCAAACGCCCUCUGGAAAUAGCAGACCUGCAAAGGCAGGCCCAGCAGGUGGAGCAGAAACUGAAGGAGGAGCUGGCCCACGAGAAAGAUGCAUUGGCCCAUCUGGGUGAGGCCAAAGAGGAGAAGAAGCUGGAGAAAAGGGUCUUGUAUGCCAUCCGUAAAACAACUUACCACUGGAAGCCACUGAAUUACACUGAAGAGUUCAGCUUUGUGUACAUGGUAGCCCGCAUGGACGGGAUGUUUGCAGCUGUGUCGCGGGCUUUCCAUGAGAUCCAGAAGCGAGUUCCAGACUUCCAGCCCUGCACCCUGUUGGAUUUUGGCUCGGGGACUGGCACCGUCAGCUGGGCAGCACACAGCAUUUGGGGAAAGACAAUAAAGGAAUAUAUGAACAUCGACUCCUCUGCUCCAAUGUUAGCCUUGUCUGAGAAGCUGAUGAAAGGGACAUGUGAGCAGCUUUGCUUCCCAGGAGUCUAUUUCCGGCAGUUCCUUCCUGUGUCCCCCAAGGUGAAAUUUGACCUUGUGGUAUCUGCUUUCUCACUUAAUGAACUCUCAGAUUAUUCUCAAAGAGUAGAAACUGUGCAGACUCUCUGGAGAAAGACCGAUGGCUUUCUGGUUCUGAUAGAGAACGGGACCAAGGAAGGCCAUCAGAUGCUCAUGGAGGCCCGAGAUGUCAUAUUGAAGGGCAAGGAGAAAGUGACUCACGACCCCCGAGGAGCUUAUGUCUUUGCCCCGUGUCCGCACCACUUGCCGUGCCCCCGCUUGACACGGGAGCAUCCCCUGCCCUGUAACUUCAUCCAGGCCUAUUCUCCUUUGCCUUUCCACUGGAAUCCAUCACGGAAGGAGGAGAAAUUUUCCUUCCUCAUCCUGCGCCGAGAGACAGGGGAGCAAGAGGAGCCGUGGCCUAGGAUCACCCAGCCUGUUCUCUGCCGACCCCGCCACGUCCACGUCCACCUGUGCUGUGCCAACGGCACCCUCCAGCACGCUGUUCUUACUCCAAGGAAACAUGGCAGAGAUCUCUACCGCUGUGCCCGGAACAGUGCAUGUGGCGACCGCCUGCCUGUUCUGAACCCCGAGAGCGAACUGGCCUUGGAAGAAGAGAAGGGUCCCAUGGAUGAGGAUCAGAGUUGAUGGAGAUCAAUGCAACCAGCCUCUUCCCAGAACAAUCUGUAACCUCUCAGAGAUGCCUGUGCCGCGGGGGUGCUAGCCAGCAUGCCGGAAUUGACUAGCUGGCUGGAGAGAUUGGAGCCGCUCAGCCAAACGCCCACGUACCUGGCUAGGAAAGAGUGGUGGCCUAAAGCAUUGUGUUUAUCGAUGUCUCAAGCCACGUUGCAUGGAUGAUACAACUUCUUAAGAGUGAUCUCUCUGCUCCUUCUUGAUGCGCCAGUGUGUGCUGGAUUGUGUUUGGUCUCCCUUUUGGCCUGAUGAGCCCGGCUGUAGUAGCUACCGUGCCCGUGCAGUCAGAAUGUGGCGGAAUCUCUGAUACACACUACCUGUGCCAUGCGGAGGUAGGUGCGGCCAGUUCCAGACAGUAGCUGUUUCCAACACACGUGUGUAUGCGUGUGUGCCAGAACUGGAAGCUGCCCAGGGGGUGCCAGGAGGGUGCAUUGGGGGGGGGGGGUUGGAAAGGUGUGCACGGAAUGCUGGGAAGGCAUGCAGGGAUCCCUGGGGACUGUAGUUCCAGCCCUUUAAGCAAGGUGCGGGGAGGAAGGGCAUCUUGAGGCCUCCCUGGGCACCUUCCCAGUAUGGUUACCAGUCCCGAUCCAAAGGCACCCCCUGCUCCAGAAACAGCAACUACUACUGUCUGGCACUGGUUGCACCAGAAGUGCCCACCUCAGCGCAGGCGGGCAGCACGUGUCAGAGAUCCUGACAGAUUCCGACUGCACAGUCCUAGUAGCUACGUACUCGGGUUGCGUUCUCCACCUGUUAUCACUCAUGCUGCCCAUCAAGGGGGUGCUGAAGGAUCUUUGAGCUAAAAGAAGAUGAGCAGAAGCUGGGUGGUACCACUUUGAACUGCAAGUGGGGGAGUCAGACACUUGGGACACCCCCCUCCCUCUUGUAAUAUGUCGCCUUCACGCUGAAAACAAGCACAUCUGAGAAGAGGUUAGCCCCAAACCUUUCCCCUUAUUCUGUACUUGUCAGGAGAUCUUUAUAUGAUGGAGCAUGUAAGUAUCCUGUCCCCUUACAUCUCCCAUCUGCAGUGCAAAAAGAAUGCAGGCUAGCUCAUGUGGACUUUCUGCUUAUCUGUUCGAGGUCCAUGUUUUAAUGGGCUGAAUAUACCUGCCCGUGUAAUUAAAGCGUGAUGGACAAGCCUUUGGAGGGCCUAAUGGAGUUUGGAAGGAACUGGGGGUGAGAGACAGGGAGGGGACCCCUUCUGAGAUCUGUGCUGUAGAGAGCAAUACACUUGUUUUGUACUCAGCAAUCAGAUUGAAAAAGAAUGAGGGGAAAGGACAGAUGCGUUCGCCCACUCUCUUUCAGUGCGUAAACAGGUGGAGUAAAGUUCUCAAUUUAUUGAGGAUGAGCCUGAAACCAGAACGGUGGUGGGAAGUCUCUGGUUUUAAUUCAGCUUGAAAAGGGUGUGAUCACACACAUACUAGUUUCAACCCCAGCUCUGGAAAGGAAGUGGAGUGAGUUAAAUUAGGACUACAGACAGCUUGGAUUUAUUCUCUGCUCUGAAGCUGGGGUGGUGAGUUGACAAGAGAUAGGAUUUGUGAGAACUAGGACUCCGGUUUCCUGCAGAUCAUGCUAGGAUCCCUCCCUGACACCCCCUCUCAAUUCCAGGGAUUUAGUCUUCUGGGAAUUUAUUCAGUUUUAAAAAAACAAAAAAAACACAUUCCCAUAUAAAUCUUUGUUAGCCUACUCUUGGUUCUUAACACGUCUGUGUAGCCUCGUGAGCACAGGAUAGGCAUAUGUUCAGGAUAUAAAUCAAGCAAAACUUGAGGUAUAAAAUUAAAACAAGAAUAAGUUUAUUAUUUACUGAUUAGAAUAAAGUUCUCUGAAAGCAGGACAUGCAAGCUUCUCUACUACAUUACCAGGGACAUCUGCUGUUCAACUUUCUGAGUGUUACAUUUUAUCCAGAUGAAAAGAAACAUACAUACAGAGGGGUGAGAUUAACUGGGACAGAGGUAAUUAAAAAUGGGUUUGUAAACUUAGUGAAUUCUGCAAUAAGAGAUGAGCCUCACUGAUUUUUGGCUCUAAAAAGCAUUCCUGCUUAUACAGGCCCAGCUACCAGAUCUCCCAGCCACGUGGCUUUUCAGAUAUUGUCCUGGAGCAGUCCUUAAGGGAGCAGCCCUUGAAGGCAUAAUUCCCCAAGAGGUGUCAGUAGCUUCCUACCCAAUUUCAAACUGUGUCCAUCGCUCCCUGAAGCUGGAGCAAGCAGCUAGGAAGACCCUAGCUAUGUGCUCUUUGGGCCAAUAUUUGAAUGCCACACAGAGAAAUCAAAGAUUCCAUGUCCAGCUUCCAUCUCUGAAUAGGAUCUGGAUUCCACUUGAUGUAGAAAGAACAACAGAUAGUUGGGACACUGAAGCCACAUUUAGGUGUCCCAAAAGAGACAGUUCAGAAGUCCCACCCAGUGCAUCACCCCCUCACUCACACUGAUCAUGGUUUGAAGAGGCAAACCUUGAUGGUGGAUGCUUCAGUGAUUGGCAGUGUGGAGCAAUUUGUGAUUCUUCCAGAUCAGAGUUUAUGGAAUGCAUGCUUUUAUUUUAAAAAAUAUUUUUUUGAUUGGGUGGGGCAAAACACCAGUGAGUAAGAGUGUAAUUGUGAUGCUGCAGAAGAGGUGGGGGAGGAGAAUAAAAAACUUUGAUUUUGACAUCUGAAAUGGUGCUCUGAGCAUUCUUCUGUGUGUUCGUUCUUAUACACACACUGCUUUUCUUUUCUUUUCUCUUUUUUUUUUUUGCUUUAAAAUUUUUAUUGGUUUUUACAAUAUCUUAACAAUCUCAUUACAUCAUAUUAAACAAAUGUUGACUUCC
Molecule: messenger RNA, 4482 nt
Organism: Hemicordylus capensis (graceful crag lizard)
Lineage: Eukaryota; Metazoa; Chordata; Lepidosauria; Squamata; Cordylidae
Gene: METTL17
Product: methyltransferase like 17
Exons: 14
Coding region: 233-1642 (469 amino acids)
Biological process (GO): translation
Cellular component (GO): mitochondrial small ribosomal subunit
Molecular function (GO): structural constituent of ribosome; methyltransferase activity
Source: RefSeq, a predicted model, not a curated record